Sinocyclocheilus rhinocerous is the source of this 570-nucleotide messenger RNA. Its product is annotated as zinc finger protein 64 homolog, isoforms 1 and 2-like. Gene Ontology annotation, biological process: regulation of transcription by RNA polymerase II. The transcript has 3 exons. The record is from RefSeq and is a predicted model, not a curated record. Lineage: Eukaryota; Metazoa; Chordata; Actinopteri; Cypriniformes; Cyprinidae. The coding region runs from base 16 to 468 and encodes 150 amino acids. Gene Ontology annotation, molecular function: DNA-binding transcription factor activity; RNA polymerase II cis-regulatory region sequence-specific DNA binding.
UGAGAUAACCGUUGAAUGUCAGUUUUCUAUAAUUUAUCUUUAUCUCUGUACAGGAAGUUUUCUACCAAAAUGACAAUGCGCCGUCACAUGGGCAUUCAUCAAGGAGAUAAGCCAUUUAAAUGCCCCCACUGCCAUUACUGCGCUCGUCUCAAAGCCUCGCUCAUACAGCACCUCCGUGUCCACACAGGUGAGAAGCCAUACAAGUGUUCGCAGUGCUCCUAUGCUUCUAUUGACAGAAGCUCUCUGCGCCGACACUUAAGGACACACACUCAAGAAAAGCCUUACUGCUGCCAGUACUGUCCUUACAGCAGCAUCCAGAAGAAGAGCUUAGACCUCCAUUCACGGCGUCAUCACACUGGAGAGUCGUUCCCUUGUCACCUGUGCCAGUAUUCCACACCAGACCGCCAGCUGCUGGUGCGACACAAGAGGAAACAUCACAGUGCCGAACAAACUGCAGCACUGGGGUAGAGGAACAGCUCUGGUUCUGGCUCCCAAACAGCACCUUCUCAAAGAGCAUGGACAUCCGAAUGAUAUUUAUGAUUUCUAAUAAAACGUUUUAGUUAAAUUUUA